UACUCCAAGCAAGCGAAAGCAAAUGGCUCCGAUCUCUCGCCGUAUGGUUGCCUCCGCCCUCUUCGUCCUGCUCCUACUCGCCGCCACAGAGAUGGGGACGACGAGGGUGGCGGAGGCGAGACACAGGCACAGGCACUGCGAGUCUCAGAGCCACAGGUUCCGUGGAGCGUGCUGGAGUGACAGCAACUGCGCGCACGUCUGCAACACGGAGGGCUUCCCCUCGGGCAACUGCAAGUUCCACGGCUUCGAGAGCAAGUGCUUUUGCAAGAAACCAUGCUCCACAUGACCCAUCAGCUAGCCUAGUUAGCCGCGCACCGAGAACGCCGUCGAUCGUGUCUUUCAACUUUUUUCCCAUGUUCGUGUUUCUCUAUCGCUUCUCCCGUGUUCAUGUUCGUUUACCGAGCUAGCCUAGUUU
Molecule: messenger RNA, 415 nt
Organism: Lolium rigidum
Lineage: Eukaryota; Viridiplantae; Streptophyta; Magnoliopsida; Poales; Poaceae
Product: defensin-like protein CAL1
Exons: 2
Coding region: 23-286 (87 amino acids)
Biological process (GO): defense response
Source: RefSeq, a predicted model, not a curated record